Sinocyclocheilus anshuiensis is the source of this 1345-nucleotide messenger RNA. Its product is annotated as tripartite motif-containing protein 54-like. The transcript is spliced from 9 exons. The coding region runs from base 83 to 1345 and encodes 420 amino acids. Lineage: Eukaryota; Metazoa; Chordata; Actinopteri; Cypriniformes; Cyprinidae. The record is from RefSeq and is a predicted model, not a curated record. Gene Ontology annotation, biological process: regulation of microtubule cytoskeleton organization. Gene Ontology annotation, cellular component: cytoplasm. Gene Ontology annotation, molecular function: zinc ion binding.
GUGGUGUCUCAUCUCCCUAGCUGUGGUUUCACUCUCCUAUCUUAGUUUCCAGUGAGUGUGGGGUCAGCGAGGGCACACAGCCAUGUCUCUUCCACUGGAUAUAUCUUCAUUGGAGACGCUGGGGAAACAACUCAUCUGUCCCAUCUGUAUGGAGGUCUUCACGAAACCUGUGGUCAUUCUGCCCUGUCUGCACAACCUCUGCCGCAAAUGUGCCAAUGAACUGUACCAGGUUGGAAUCGGAGGACGUUUUCGCUGCCCUUCCUGUCGGCAUGAGGUUGUCUUGGACCGUCAUGGAGUUUAUGGACUGCAGCGCAAUUUACUCGUGGAGAACAUUAUUGAUGUUUACAAACAGGAGUCUGAAAGCUCUAGGCCUCCACCGAAGCCUCCUGUACAGUUCAGCUGUGCGGAGCAUGAAGAUGAGAAGCUUAAUAUUUAUUGCAUCACGUGUCAGGUGACCUCCUGUUCUCUCUGUAAGGUGUUUGGGGCCCACAAAAACUGCCAAGUAGUUCCCCUCCCUAAUGUUUACCAGCAGCAGAAGGCUGAACUCAGUGACAGACUUGCUUCUUUGGUUUCCACAAAUGACCGUGUUCAAUCAUUUGUUAAUGAACUAGAGGCACUCUGCAGGAACAUAGAGGAAAACAGCGGGAUCCAGAAACAGAUUUUGUCUGAGAAGUUUGAUCGCUUGUCUGCCAUUCUGGAGGAACGUCGUAAGAUAAUGACCCAACAUAUCACUUCUGAGCAGGAAGAAAAGACUAUCUGGACCCAGUCUUUACUGCAAACAUACAGUGAGCAUGUAGACACAAACUCAAAGUUGAUCCAGGCAGCCCAGAAUGCCAUAGAGGACCCAGAGAUGGCUUCUUUUGUGCAGACCUCACAAAAUCUUAUUGAGAAGGUAGGUAAAGCAACUAACUGCUUCACUCAGGAGACUCUGGAUCCUGACUAUGAGAAGAUGGAUCACUACAGGGUGGAUUUUGAUGCGGAGGAGAAAGUUCUGUACCAGCUGGAUUUCAUGGAGAUUGAAGAAGAAGUGGAGGAAACAUCUGAUGAACCAGAGUCAGAACCUGAGUCUGACCCUGAACCUGAACCAGUGCUGACCCCAGAACCUGACCCUGAACCAUAUCAGGAUCUGAAAUCAGAGGGUUCUGAGAAGACGAAUCCCACGCCGGAGACAGCAGAGGACACUUGGGGACCAGCAGACAGUUGUAGAGACAUCAGAAAAGUGGCUGUGUGUGAAAAGAAUGGCUUAAGCACUUCACAGAUUGUCACUCUAGUCCUUUAUUUCCUGUGCUUUCUGGUCAUCCUACAGACAAUAUGGGGAAACAUUCAGUACCUUAUUUGUAUAUAG